AACUUUCAGAGAUGAUCAAUCAUGCGUCAAAAAAGUUUGCGAUUGUUAAGUUCGAUGUGAUUUCGACGUAUGGGACUAAUCCGUAUAAAAUCGUGCCAUUUAAAUGGGUGAAGGACACAGAUAAAAAUAAGGUUUUAGUGCAAUAUCCGUCAAAAGACGACGUGUUUGAGGAAUUCGAAAACAUUUUUAAGUGCAACCAACCUAAGUCAAGAUGGAUGGAGUGCAGUGGUAGUUUAGAAUAUCUAACAAGUAAGUUAUUAUUUAAUGAAGAUAUAGAUAAAUAGUCGUCAUUGUGACGUAGACCAAUAGGCUUUUUUUUCGUGCAGAUUCCUAUCUCGACGGGUUGAUAUUCAUCAAGACUAGAAGAAAUGAAUUUAUUCCAGAAGAAUUGAUGUUCCUUGACUACACAGAACGGUUUAACAUACAAAAUGACUGAUACGCGGUCACCAAGUGAAGGAGAGAGACCGGUCCUCGUUGUUCCAAAGUUCCUGAGUGAAAGCUUCGAAAUGGCUGAUCGCAAGGCGUCUGGUAGCCGACCAGAGAAAUCUAAGGAAGCUCCUGGAAAUGCAAUUUCAAGAUUUAUUCAACGCCUCAGUCCCAUAAAGAGGUACCGUGGUCAAGAAACUCCAGGAGCUAGUUCCAGUUCUAUCUCUCAGAAGACUGAUUCAAGAUCUGGAAAAAAAAACUCUUCAACAACGAAGAAUUCGUCUCGCAAGGAAGACAAGCAUUCUGAAAAGUUAACCAAAUCGUCUUUGAAUCUGCCAGAGUCUUCUUCUUCAAGCAAAAGUAGUCUUUCCCAGCCACCAUCUCCUUGGCUUACUCCAGCGCUAUCGUACCAAUCGUUAAACUCGAAUGAACGGGCCACGGAGCUCAAGCUUCUAUCGCAGUUGCAUGCGAAUUUCGAUAAAUCUACCGACAUUCUUGGAAAUUACAUAUCUUUGCGGGAUCAGAAGAAGUAGUCUUCACUUAAAUACUUUGUUGAUAGACGUAGUUUGGUUUGCGCUAACUACAAGUUAUGGAAAGUUUGCAUCUUCUAUUGUAUAACCGCUACUCAUUGUAUAAGAGUAUAAUAUAAUAUAAUGUAUUAAUUUACGAUAAUUUAUUUAAUAAAUGGCUGCUUAAUAUUUAACACUAGUUUCAUUAUCUCUUGGCACAAAACGCAGCAAUGUAAACAAUGUAUACAAUUUGUCUGAUAUGAAGACCCUUAGUUCAAGAGUCUUAAGGUCGUUGAAGCACGUUCAAGUUAUCUAAGCGAUAAAAUGUACAAGUCGUCCUUGU
Messenger RNA from Cotesia glomerata, 1278 nucleotides. RefSeq lists its product as uncharacterized. The coding region runs from base 429 to 959 and encodes 176 amino acids. The record is from RefSeq and is a predicted model, not a curated record. Lineage: Eukaryota; Metazoa; Arthropoda; Insecta; Hymenoptera; Braconidae. The transcript is spliced from 2 exons.